CUUUUAUUCGCUAGUUUUUCAGUGGUUAGUUUCUCUCUCAUUUUACAGUGUCUGAGAAGAGAAGGCAAAAUUGAGAACCGACCAUUCCUGAUUGGACUCUAAUGAAUGGCUCAUCGAAAUCUUAAUCACAAGUUGACAUGGCACCAUCAGAACCGUUUGUCAAUGUCCCUGAAAAUGAAAUUCCAAAAACAGAUGAGUGUGCCAUGAAAAAACCACUUCCACUUGCUUCUCUUCUCUCUCUCUGUUCUUUUCUUCAUUCAUUUGUUCUCACUGUAGUGCUCACGAAGCACUUCACCAGCGCAUGCCCACCAAAGCAAAACCAAUUUUUUCUCCAAAGUCUGAAUCUUUUCACCCUUUAUUACCAAAUCCGGAAACCCCAGAUCUCGGGUAUAGCCGGUGAUCUGAAUUUUUUUUUUCCUCUGCUUUUCUUUGAACAUUACAUUCCCGGAAAACGGUUUUCCGGGGAAAGAAGUGAAGGAAGGGCGGAAUUGGGGUUUGAAAAAUGCGGCGAAGAGCGACGGAUUUUCGAAGGCCAGUGCGUAAGAGGGUUCCAGAUGCGUUGUGGUGGGCAUUGUGCUGUGCAGUGAUUCUUCUCUUUGUUUAUAUUCUGAGCAAAGGGAACAAAAUUGAGUCCAGACCCGCUUUGUCCAAGAAAACUUACAGGCAUGAUAAGAUUAUGGAAGGCCUUAAUAUUACUGAAGAGAUGUUAAACUCUAACUCGUUCACGAGACAACUCAAUGAUCAGAUAUCCCUGGCAAAAGCUUUUGUUGUAAUUGCAAAAGAAAGUAAUAAUCUCCAAUUUGCUUGGGAAUUAAGUGCCCAGAUCCACAAUUCGCAGAUGCUCCUCUCGAAUGCAGCCACUAGGCGUCUUCCUUUAACAACCAGGGAAACAGAAAGGGCUAUCCAUGAUAUGGCAUUAUUGUUAUACCAGGCCCAGCAGCUCCAUUAUGAUAGUGCAACCAUGAUCAUGAGAUUCAAAGCAAAAAUUCAAGCUCUUGAGGAACAGAUGAAUUCUGUUAGUGAAAAGAGUUCAAAAUAUGGACAAAUAGCUGCUGAAGAAGUCCCAAAAAGCCUCUAUUGUCUAGGUGUCCGGUUGACUACAGAAUGGUUCAAAAACUUCAAUUUGCAAAAGAAAUUUAAGGACAAAAGGCACGUGGUGAUGAAGCUUAAGGAUAACAGUCUUCAUCACUUUUGCAUUUUCUCUGAUAACAUUAUUGCAACUUCUGUUGUGGUCAAUUCAACUGCAAUGAAUUGUAAAAAUCCCAAUAUGAUUGUUUUCCACCUUGUCACUGACGAAAUAAACUAUGCUGCAAUGAAGGCAUGGUUUGCCAUGAAUGAUUUCCGUGGGGUGACUGUGGAAGUUCAGAAGUUUGAAGACUUUACUUGGUUAAAUGCUUCAUACGUUCCAGUGCUCAAGCAACUUCAAGACUCAGAAAUACAGAGCUACUACUUUUCUGGCAACAGUGAUGAGGGCAGGACACCUAUCAAGUUCCGUAACCCUAAAUAUUUAUCCAUGCUUAAUCACCUGAGGUUUUACAUCCCUGAAGUUUUUCCUGCACUUAAGAAGGUGGUGUUCCUGGAUGAUGAUGUUGUGGUUCAGAAGGAUCUUUCUGGUCUUUUUUCCAUUGAUUUGAAUGAGAAUGUAAAUGGAGCUGUUGAAACAUGCAUGGAGACAUUUCACAGAUACCAUAAAUAUUUGAACUACUCCCAUCCUCUUAUACGUGCACAUUUUGACCCCGAUGCUUGUGGAUGGGCAUUUGGGAUGAAUGUAUUUGAUUUGGUUGAAUGGAGGAAAAAGAAUGUAACUGGCAUCUACCACUACUGGCAGGAAAAGAACAUAGACCGAACAUUGUGGAAACUCGGUACCUUGCCACCUGGACUGCUGACAUUUUAUGGAUUAACUGAGCCCUUGGAUCCAUCAUGGCAUGUUUUGGGUUUUGGCUACACCAAUGUUGAUCCUCAGUUGAUAGAGAGGGGAGCUGUAUUACACUUCAAUGGGAACUCCAAACCCUGGUUGAAGAUUGGGAUUGAGAAGUACAAGCCCCUAUGGGAAAAAUAUGUUGAAUACUCUCAUCCUUUGUUGCAACAGUGUAACUUCCAUUGAUUUUGAAUUGCAUUUAAAUUGAUACUUCAAACCUUGGUGGAAGAUUCAGAUACAGGGCUAGGCUCUGUUGAUGGGGUAGGAGAAUAUAUUAUUGGCCGUUUGUAGGUCUGGCAGGCUUGGUGAUUCUUACCAGAAAGUGAAUUCAGGUCUUGAUUUGUAGUCAGAAAUGCUUGUACAAUUUGAAAAGGUCAAGCAUGUCUGGUGGCUUUAACUUGGUGCCUUCAUUGAAUCCGGAUCUACUUCUGUAGCAUAUAUAAUUAUACACGUUCAUUUGUCAAGUAUUAGACUGAAUCAGUUCAUAGUUUUCAAGUGUAGUCAAGGAUGAGAUCUGCUGCAAACUUCUUAUUGUUCAUUACUGCUCCUUGCAAGAACAGAUGUUCUUUCCUGUGACAUUCAUUUGCUGAAACUUUAUUCUGCUAUUCUUGUUGCCAUUUUUUUAAAAGUAGUUACUGUUAUUUAGUUCUCAAAUUCUCAUGUAUCACAAAACUAUAGUUUAUUUGUUCCACUAGCAGAAAUUCCAGCUGCAUUUGUUGUUAUGUGUGGGGAGAAUAGUCACAUGCUUGUGACAAGUAUGUUACGGAUAUUUUGUACCUUAUAUCUCAAUAGUCCAAAUUAUUAGUAUCUAAGAUUAUUAGUUCAA
Molecule: messenger RNA, 2744 nt
Organism: Glycine soja
Lineage: Eukaryota; Viridiplantae; Streptophyta; Magnoliopsida; Fabales; Fabaceae
Product: probable galacturonosyltransferase 10
Exons: 2
Coding region: 503-2104 (533 amino acids)
Molecular function (GO): polygalacturonate 4-alpha-galacturonosyltransferase activity
Source: RefSeq, a predicted model, not a curated record